Messenger RNA from Saccoglossus kowalevskii, 4443 nucleotides. RefSeq names its product low-density lipoprotein receptor-related protein 4-like. NCBI's taxonomy places the organism in Eukaryota, Metazoa, Hemichordata, Enteropneusta, Harrimaniidae. The record is from RefSeq and is a predicted model, not a curated record.
AUGACCAGGUUGACAUUAAGAGUUUCUGCUCUGUUUAUUAUUGUCCUGAAUUCCUUAGUGGCUGUGAAUGCACAAACUUUGUUAGUUGCCAACACCACAACUAUUAUUGGUAUUGACUUGAGUGUAAACAACAACAAACGUACAAUAUAUAGUGGAAUUCAGAGAGCUGUAGCAGUCGGUGUUGAUUACGCUGACAAUGAGUUGUUUUGGAGUGAUGUAGAAGAAAGGGCUAUCUAUAGAGGAAGUAUUGAUGGACAGGUUGCACCUAUUGCAAAUCUGUCAGAUCUUGGCAGACCCAAUGGUAUUGCUAUAGACUGGAUAACAAAUCACAUCUACUGGACUGACGGUUUGUAUGGUACAAUUGACGUUGCCGACUACAAUGGCGACAAUCGCCGAACUUUACUUUAUAGUUUGUCAAAUCCGAGAAGUAUUACACUUGAUCCUGUCGAUGGAAUUAUGUUCUGGACAGACCAGGGUAGUAACACGAUAGAAAGUGCCAAUAUGGAUGGUAGUAACCCACAAUCAUUGGUCAAUACUGGACUUUAUUGGCCCAAUGAGAUCGUUUAUGAUUCCCAGAGUAAGACUCUGUAUUGGAUUGAUGGCUAUUAUCAUAACAUUAAGUCAUUAGAAUACGGUGUGUCAACAACUCCAACUGAAGUGGCUGAUUUAUCUACUGUAUCAACUGACAUCAUGUUUGGAUUAGGAAUGAUUGGCAACUCUCUAUACUUCAGUGUCUGGAAUGUCAGUAGCAUCUGGUCUGUUAUCCCCGGGUAUGAUCCAGUUUUGGUGACGUCUGAUGGGCUUGCUGAUGAAGUGUUUGGAUUGGCCGUUAGUGACGCAUCAAUUCAGACAGAGACUAGUAAUGGCUGCACUAAUCGCUCCCCGUCCUGUUCCCAUAUAUGUUUGCCCGAUGGUUUGAAUAGUGGAUCGUGUGCAUGUCCCUCAUUUGAUGAACUUACACUCUCUUCUGAUGGAUAUUCAUGUGAAUUGUCUGAUGACUUUUUACUGUAUUGUGCUGGGAAUGACGGUCAGAUACGAAUGAAAUCAUUGGACGGCGAUCCUGAUGGACGUAGCAUUGUGAUUGAUCAGACUGCAAGAUGUGUGGCAUUGGACUACCACCCAGUACAAAAGGUGAUCUACUACAGUGAUGUUGCCCUGGCACAAAUCAGAAAAGUAAAUCUUGAUGGAAGUGACUCUGAAGUGUUUCUGCAAAAAGGCAUAGGCAUUGUAGAUGGACUGGCAUUGGAUAUAUUACACAAUAGAUUGUACUUUACCAAUUGGAACAUGGUGUUUAUCAGUAACACCAGUGAUCACUGGGCUCGUAUUGAGAUGAUAGAUCUCAGUGGAAACAAUCGCAAGAGAAUUAUAGAUGAAGACAUUUACAGACCACGUGCAAUUAUAUUGGAUGUACAGGCAGGGUAUCUAUACUACACAGACUGGGAUGUACAACCUGGCAUUGUAAGAACUGACUUGGACGGUAAAAACAGGAUGGUGAUACAGAACACUGGCGUGGAUAACCCAAAUGGAAUUGCACUUAGAAAUGAUAAAAUGUACUGGCUGGAUUCACACGUGGACAGUCCAAGUCCGCCAACUAUGGAAUAUUCAAAUUUGGAUGGAACGAACAAAGCUAGUUUACAAUUCCCGUUGAAGGUUCCCUUUGGAUUGGACAUAAUCAGGAACACUCAAUUCUACAGUGAUUGGAACAACACAUGUAUAUAUAAAUGUACUUUAGACACAGGACCAUGUGAGAAAAUAGUUGAUGACAUUAUUGAUCCCAUGGGUGUUAAACAUGCAACAAGAACCGCAUCAAAUAAUUUGGGUAUGGAUCGAUGUGCUGGAAGUAUAUGCAGUAAUAGCGGGGGUAUAUGUGUCCAUGUACCAGGGGGUACAAGAUGUCUAUGUCCUGAUCAAAGUGGUUUGAUAUUAGACAGCACUGCAACACAGUGUUUAGUUCCGAACAACUUUUUACUGGUAGCUGAUGUCACAGAUAUUCAAAUCAUUAGUUUUGACUCAUCAAGUCAAGGGGUGUACCCACAAGAACCAGCAAUCCAACGAUACCAAGAUGACAACAUCGUCGCCGUUGUAUAUGACCCUAGUAAUGAAAUGAUCUACUAUAGUAAUGUCCAUACUGGUGUGAUAAGCAGAGUCAGUAUACAAGCACUCGCUGACAAACCUGAUGAGUUUUACAGAGGGGGUGGUGUGAUUGAUGGAAUGGCCAUUGAUGAGUCUCAACAACUGUUAUACUGGACUGACUAUGAGUUGAAAACUAUAGAAAGAAUGAACUUAUUCGGGGAUACUAGCACACAUGAGUUGAUUAUUUCUGGUUUGGAUAGUCCAAGAGCCAUUACUUUACAUAAUGGAUAUGUAUAUUGGACAGAAUGGGGCAUUGGUUACAGUAAAGUACAGAGAUUGAAUCUGUUUGGUUAUAGUAUACCACCAGAUAUAUUACCCCUUGGUAAUCUAGAAAUACCAAAUGGAUUGGCCAUUGAAGGUGAUAAAUUGUAUGUUAUUGAUGGAGGACGAGGAAUUGUAAUAAAAUCUGAUUUAAACGGUUACGGAAAGGAAACCAUUGACUAUUUAACUGGUAGAUUUAAUCAUGCCUAUGGUUUGGCUGUUAUGGGUAAUACAUUGAUAUUCAGUAGCUGGGAAGACAAAGCUGUGUUCAUGACCAAUACCGUCACUAGGAGAUUUGAAAAAAUUGCUGAAAAUAUGUUAAGACCAACAGCAGUGGUGUUACAUGCUACAGGUGGUGCUACUAGUUGCAACUGUACUGAUGACUGUGAGCCUAUACCUGGUGGUUAUCAAUGUGUCUGCUCUAUUGGUAUGAUAUUUGAUGACGAUAUGAGGACAUGUGUUACAUGUAGUGAUGUUUGGGAUGUAACUGAUGAUACAAAAUGUUCUAGUGAUUGCCAUGGUAAUGCAGAUUGUGCUGAAAAUCUGUGUUCUCUUGGUAACUACAAUUGUGUCUGCAGAGCAGGAUACCAAGGAGAUGGUGUAUCAACGUGUACUAAGUGUGGUGUAGAUCAUUUCAAAGACCAUCUAGGAACAGCAGAUUGCGAAGCAUGUCCGGAACAUUUGAGUACUAGUGGACAAGAUGGACAGACAACUUGUAAUUGUGAUCCCGGUUACGUGAUGGAAAAUGGAUUUUGCAUUGAAGAAGCUGAAGAUCAAGGUCAAUCAAUCACUUGUGAGUUUGCUGUUAAAGUCAAUGCUGAUUGUGGAGAUCUGAAUGCUAUCAAUGGUGCACUAUCAUGCGAUAUUGCUGUCUCAAGUCAGUGCAUUUUACAUUGUUAUGAUGGCUAUGCAUCAUCCACGGAAACAUAUAAUUGUGUCAACCGACAGUGGAGACCAACCGACCAAGCACGAUGUUCAAGAAUACGUGGACAAAACGGGCAAAAAACUCUAACAUUUAGUAUUUUGACAACUUGUCAGAAUAUAGAAACCUUGUGGGACGAUGUUUUGAAAGUGUUGGCAAGUAACUUAGAUAAACACAACCUAUGUCACAUACAAGGGAAAAGGGUAUGUAGUAAAAACAACAUUACGUUGCGCUGUGGCAAUAAUAACAGAAACAAACGUGACACGGACAAUGUCGUAACUGUUGAAAUGGUUAUCGAAAUUACGUCAGAAGAAUACAUACUUGAUGAUGAGGAACGUGAGAUUCAACAGCAACAGAUGGAGAAUGAACUUAAUGCAGCUGCCAAUAGGAUUGAAGAAUUUAUCAACAAUGGGAGCCUAGUAAUUGAGGUUGAUGGGCAGACAUUCCCAGCAGAGCCUGAGUCUUUCUCAGUAACUGAAGUAGAAUGGUAUUGCAUGGAUGGAUAUAUUCAAAGUUCAUCACAAUGCAAUGCAUGUCCAUCAGGUGCAAUGUACAACCCAGAUACCAAUACUUGUAUCGACUGUCCAUUUGAUACAUAUCAGAGUAAAGAAGCACAAUUAGAAUGCACUCCAUGUGAAGACAACACACAUACUGUACAUGAAGGAAGCUUCAAACAAUCACAAUGUGUCGCCGCUUCAUCUGAAGAAGACAGUCAAACUCCCAUUAUAAUUGGUGCUGUUGUUGGCAUUGUCUUACUUAUAGUUGUAGUGGUAGUGACAGUACUUGUGUGUCGCCGUAGAAAAUCAAGCCAAGAACCAAUACCAGGUACCAGCCAUGCAAGCAAUAUCUAUGAAGAUGAUGAUUUUGAAUUGAAGCUUAACUUGAAAAGAACAAACACUGCGAAGCUACACAAGGCGAUGUUUGAACAUGAGGACACUGAUUACUCUGCCAUACCUGAAAAGGACUCGAACUAUAUGGAGCUCAACAAGAAGGAUAUACAGACAAGUGAAUAUGAGGCAUUACAUACACAAUCCCAGCUUGAGCUUGAAAAAGACGAUGAACAAAAUCUUAAGACAUUCAAUUUGCCGAGAGAGACGACAGAAGAACAUGCAGUUGAGAUAGAGUAA